Molecule: messenger RNA, 1446 nt
Organism: Prunus avium (sweet cherry)
Lineage: Eukaryota; Viridiplantae; Streptophyta; Magnoliopsida; Rosales; Rosaceae
Source: RefSeq, a predicted model, not a curated record
AUGGCCGAGCUAAACUAUUCGCUGAUUGAAAAAUUGUGCUUGGCACUUUAUUUUGCGGCUACUAAGUUGCGCCAUUACAUGCUUCCUUCGGUCGUUCAGAUUAUCUCCAAGACCGAUCUCAUAAAGUAUAUGCUCACUCGGCCGAUCAUACGCGGCCGAAUUGGGAAAUGGAUGAUGGCAUUAUUUGAAUUCACUUUCCAAUAUGUGGCUCAGAAGUCGGUCAAGGGUCAGGCAUUGGCCGAUUUCCUGGCUCAUCACCCGGCCCAGGGGCAAGAAGAGGAGUUGGAGGUCGAGAUCGGCAUGGCCCGCAUGGAGAAGAACUACUGGACCAUGUACUUCGACGGAUCCAGUAUCGAGGCCAGGUCAGGAGUCGGAGUCAUGAUCGAGUCCCCUCAAGGGCAAAGAUGGCAAUUCGCAUUCCAACUUGAUUUCAAAUGCACCAACAAUCAGGCCGAAUACGAAGCACUCAUUAUCGGUCUCGAAAUCCUGAAAGAGAUGAAGGCAACCCGUGUUUUGGUCUAUGGAGACUCUCAGCUAGUUAUUAACCAACUGACCGGGGAAUACCAGUGCACAAACGAGAAUUUAACUAUGUAUUACGUGACGGCCCUCAAUACGGCCGACAAUUUCUCCAGGAUUUCCUUUGUCCACAUACCGCGCGCCGAAAACUAUGAGGCCAAUGAAAUGGCCCAGGUAGUGUCAGGCGUAAAUAUUCCGGACGACGACCGCGAUCGUGUGAUAAGAAUCGAGAGGCGUACCUUGCCGGCUUUGGCCGAAAGAGGAAUGGCAGCACAAGUAUCAUCGGCCGAGCUCACCGAUGAAGUCAGCACGGCGGAAGCCGAUUGGCGCUACCCCAUAGUGAAAUAUUUACGUAACCCCUCCGGUAGCCAUGAGAGGACUACAUGUUUCCGGGCUCGGUGUUAUUUAAUUUAUCAAAACGAGCUAUAUCGAAAGGGGUCAGACGGCUUAUUGCUCCUAUGUCCCAGCGUCGAAGACAUCAAGGUCAUCAUGACCGAAUCACACGAAGGGAUUUGCGGCGCUCACCAGUCUGGUGUCAAGAUGAGAUGGCUGGUUCGGAGGCACGGCUAUUAUUGGCUGACCAUUCUAAAAAACUGCAUAGGGUAUGUGAGGGGGUGCAUCAAGUGUCAAAUCUACGGCCCCAUACAAAGGGUACCGGCCGAAGCUCUCCACCCAGUUACUAAACCGUGGCCGUUCAGAGGGUGGGCCGUGGACAUCAUCGGCAAGAUCCAUCCGGCCGCGUCCAACCAGCACGCAUGGAUUUUGGUGGCGACCGACUAUUUUACUAAAUGGGUCGAGGCAGAGUCCUAUCGGUCAAUUUCUAGCGCACAGGUGGUCAAGUUCUUCGAGAAUCACAUCGUCCGCAGGUUUGGUAUACCUGAGACUAUCACGGCCGUUAUCCUGAGACUAUCACGACCGAUAACGGCCUAG